Messenger RNA from Carassius auratus (goldfish), 1382 nucleotides. RefSeq names its product alpha-2-macroglobulin-like protein 1. The transcript is spliced from 11 exons. The record is from RefSeq and is a predicted model, not a curated record. Gene Ontology annotation, cellular component: extracellular region. NCBI's taxonomy places the organism in Eukaryota, Metazoa, Chordata, Actinopteri, Cypriniformes, Cyprinidae. Bases 16 to 1080 code for a protein of 354 amino acids.
UGGAGAUGAGAAUACAUGGGAAGACUGUUCAACAACAGAAUGAAGGGUGGAGUGAAUGAUAAUGUGACUAUAACAGCCUACAUUACUGCAUCACUACUUGAACUAGAAACUCCAGUAACAGAUCCUGUCGUCAGUAAAGGUUUGUCCUGCUUGAUGUCUGUCAUUGAGGAUGUCAAAAACACUUACACCACUGCUCUGCUCGCCUACACCUUCAGUCUGGCUAAAGACACAGACACUCAACAGCAGCUUUUCAAGAAACUGGAGGAUGUUGCUAUUUCAGAUGGGUCUCAUCUCCACUGGUCUCAGUCUGCUUCUGCUGAUGACUCUGAUUCUCUGGCAGUGGAGAUCAGCUCAUAUGUGCUGCUAGCUGUUCUCUCUGCUGAUUCACUCACUACAGCUGAUCUGGGCUUUGCUAACAGGAUUGUCAGCUGGUUUGUGAAGCAGCAGAAUGCCUAUGGAGGAUUCUCCUCCACACAGGACACAGUGGUGGCUCUUCAGGCUCUGUCUUUGUAUGCUACCAAAGUGUUCAGCGCUGACGGCUCCAGCACAGUGACUGUACAGUCAGCAGCAGACACUCACCACUUUGAUGUCAAUCAGGACAAUAAGUUACUGUACCAGGAGAAGCAGCUGCAGGACGUCCCAGCCAAAUACAGCAUUGAAGUGAAUGGCUCAGCCUGUGUGUCUGUGCAGGUGGCUCAGUUCUACAACAUCCCGACUCCUACUGAAGCUAAAACACUGAGCAUUGAUGCAAAGAUUGAGGGAGAUUGCAAAACACUGGGACAAAAUUUCCUUCUGAACUUCACUGUCAAAUAUCAUGGUCCCCAGGAGAUGACUAACAUGCUCAUUGUGGAUAUUAAACUUUUAUCAGGAUUCACAGCUGACACAUCAUUGCUUACAAUGUCAAUUAGUUCAGAAGUCCUUGCUCAGAAGUAUGUGGAGUGGGUUGACACAAAAGAAGACCAUGUCAUAGUUUAUUUAACAGAGAUUCCAAAACAUAUUUCUAUGAAUUACAAAAUGCAAAUGAAACAGGUUCUUCCAGUGAAGAAUCUCAAGCCAGCAGUGGUCAAAGUGUAUGAUUAAUACCAAACAAGUGAUCAGUCGGAGACCGAGUACUCCUUCCACUGUCAAUAAGGUCAUGCACUUCAGUCCUGCAGCUCAAAGUAUAAUGACACAGAAUACAAAAUGUCUUUUUAAUACUGUAUGAGUAGUUAUUCUUAGUGGCAUUGUUUUAUUUCAUUUGUAAUUUUUAUGUAUGCUUUUAUAUGUGUACUCAGUGGCAGCAGGCCACUCACAAUUUUAUUUAUAAUUUGUUCUUAUCUUUUAACAGAACUUGUUUGAACCUAUUAUGGAAAAUAAAGAUUUUAGAGAUUGUUCAUGCAUAA